Messenger RNA from Thecamonas trahens ATCC 50062, 352 nucleotides. RefSeq lists its product as uncharacterized. Bases 25 to 315 code for a protein of 96 amino acids. The record is from RefSeq and is a predicted model, not a curated record. NCBI's taxonomy places the organism in Eukaryota, Apusomonadida, Apusomonadidae. The transcript has 2 exons.
GCUCGAGGCUACAGCAGAAACGAUAUGAACUCUUACCGGCCGGAUGUUGAGUUUGAGCCGCUCGUUCGCAACGACGAGCUCCUCGAGGGGCUGUACAGCAUCGAAGUCAAGGGCAUGCCGUCAUGGGUGGAGGACGCCAUCGAUGAGAUGCAUGAUGCACUCGAGGCUGUGUACACUACCCGCCAGAACUUGCGCAACGAAGAGUCCCGAAAGAAGCUUGCAGCCAUGAUGUCGUUCUCAGCAGAGCGCGAGCAGCAGCUGCACAACGAGUCGCUCGGCGAGGGCCAGGUUCUCUCGUUUGAUGACGACGAGUAAGAGGCGCGCGAGAGAGAUUAAAGUGCAAUCCGCUGCA